AAUCGAUUCAAAGCUGAUCAAGUGUAUUUGGAACUUAAAAGUAAGUUCCACCAAAAAUAAAGCACUUCUAUUGGAAAUCAGCUCACAAUGCUCUCUAAUAUGUGUCAAAGAUGUGGUCAGGAUGAAGAAACAACCAACCACAUGUUGUUUCAAUGCCCAGACAGCAAAGAAGUUUGGGAGCUAGCGCCACUUCAGGUGAUAACUUAACCAGAAAUACUUUGAACCAAAAUUUGCAGGCUAAGAAAUGGGCUAUUCCUAAUAUCAUAGGAAAAGCUAGCUGUUUCUGAUUUCAAAGUCUGGUGUGAAACUUUGAAUGAGGAGGAUGAUCAAAAUCUCCGACAUAUUCAUUGAUAGAUAGGCAGCAAAAUGAAACCCAGGCGGCCAGGCCAUAGCAAAAUCGUUUGAUGAAGUUAUUACAAAUACUAUUGGCCUUUUGUUGUUUCACAGAUGCCUCUUGGAUCUCCCCAACACAACACGAUGGAGCCUCUACAAUGAACAUGGGCAAAUGCUUGUAAGCGGGAGAUCAACUACUCGGCCCACCAACUCUGCACUAGAAGCUGAAGCUAAGGAUCUCAGAUGGGCAGUCUUACAACUAAAAAGACUUGGCUAUGAAGAAAUAUACAUUCUGUGGAGGCUCAUCUGAGUUGUACCAGACUAUGCAAAAGAUACAAAAGAGACAAGGAGAAACAGGUUGGAAGCAGUCGAACUUUUUAAUCAUUAUCAGCUAGCGAUAUUCAACAGCUUUGUAAAGAAUGUCACUUUUGUUAAGAUCUCUCGGAAAGCAAAUAUCGUCAUGGCUGACAAGUUAGCUAAAUAUGCUAGAACAAGAUCCCAGAAUAUGGUUGUAUCAUGGAACAAUGAUGUAUUUUGAUUUAUAUAUAUGAAGUUCAUUUGACGGGAAAAAAAAAAAUACUCGAUGCGAGUCAUAUAUAAUAAGAUUUGAAUUUUAGGAAUUAAUAUUCUUGUAAGUAUGGUUAUAACUAAUAUUUAUAUCUAUAUUUAUAUGUUUGGAUAUUUAUUUGAUUCUCGAUGCGAGUCAUGUUUGGUAUCAGUUUUACGAAUAUAGCAAUUGAGCUGGUCCAUUCGGGUUCAGGAUUCUAAUUUUUGGAUCAGUUUUCUGGAUGCUGAUAUUAUACGCAAUCCUAAUCUUUAUCUUGAUCGUCAUUGUUCUUUUUCUUCUUCUUAUUUUGUUUUUGAGAAAUCUGCAAAGAAAUAAAAUUUUGAUUAUGAAACAUAUAUGUUGAGAGUGUUUGUCGAUUAUGUGAGUGAAAAUUAUAUUCUCUUUGUUAAUCUCGCUAAAAUAAAAAUAUUUAGGAGUUCUUUUUAAUACAGUUGGAUAUUGUUUAACUUCUAGUUUGAAAUAUAAAUUCCAAUUUUUUUUUUUUUUGAACACAACAUACUUUCAUUCAAUCUCAACUCGUUCGGUUACAAUAAACAGAGGGAGUAAACCAUCAUCUUUGAUUAAAAUGAUAAACUACAAUCACAAAAACAGAUAAGUAGGAUAGUUCUUCAUGAGAAGAUGACAGCGAAUUCAAGACCAAGCUCAAAUGCGUCGAUAAAACCUUCAUGACCCCUUCACGACCGGAAAGCUGAGAAAUAGUCACAAGUGACGUUAACAUCCAAUCUUCACCUCGGAGAAUCGCCGAAACGAAACCCGUUGCAUCUUCAGGCCCCAAACGAACCGCUACGCAAGAUAGCAAAACGGAUAUAUAUAUGGAUGGACACUUCCAUUUAAUGUUUGGAAGGGAAACACUCCUUAACAAGGAGGUAGUGGUUUGCUUCUCCAAGGAGAAGGCUGCUAGUGAUGAUGAAGUCGAACUCGAUGAAUCCACCGGCAAAUGAGUGAAUAAUAAACUCUUCGCACAAGAGAGAUAAGACCAUAUUUGCACAUCUGUUUUGGUAAAGACCCCAAGGAGAUAAGAAAACUGACCUCUUCGGAAAGAUGACAGUACAGCCGUUGAAGUGCAGCGACGGGUGACUGGAUGGGAUAAAUUUGGUGAGUGGUGAGUCAUCGGCUCAGGCCUCAGACCAACAGAUGGAGAGAAGAGACACAGCGUAGGAAGAUAGCUAAAGCUUUUCCUAUUUUUCCUAUUUUGGUGCGGAGAUGGCGGCGGAUCUGGCUUGUGAGGCUCAACUUGGAGAGGAUGAAUGGCUUCAACCCCAACAAGGGGUGGGUAUUCGUCGAGGGGGAGGUGAGCAUAGCAGCACGAUGACGGUGAUGGAAAACGGGAACUGAAACCGGCGAGAAUCUCGACGGGUUGGGGAAUCCCCCAUGAAAAGUCAGAUCCGGUGGAACCAGAUCUGUAAUGAGACAACCAAGAUCUGCGACUCACAAGGACAAGCUUUCUACGGAGAGGAAACUUGGCGUGAGCAGAGAUAUUGACAGAGACGGAGAACCAGGUCGGAGGGCUAACGUGAACGGUGGAAACGAAACGGAAACGAGAAAGAUGAGAAGAGCUAAAACGGAGGACCCGACGCCGGCGGCCAGAGGGCUCACCGGCGUCGAGAGACGGCGGCUGCAAUCGAGUCUCGAUACUCGUGUCUGAGAGCUCUAGGGCGAACUCUCUUUAAUUUAUAAAUUCCAAUUUAUUUAUUGUGAACAAAAUACAACCAAGAUGACUAGGGAAAACUUUAUAAAAUAUUAAUAAGAAAAAUCAGUAUAAUUUUCCUUUUCUCACAAGAAAUCCCUUUUAUAUUCUCCGAGUUAGGAAUACAGAAAACCCUUAAUCUUAUUAUACAGCUAUAAAUACCAAUUCAACAUUGAUAGUUCAAACACCACACAGAGAGACGAAUCAAAACAAAAAUAUAAAAGCGUUCGACUAAUUUCCUCAAAUUAUGGAAAACGAUGGCAACCUUUUGCCACCCCUACUUGGCAUGUACGUGCGAAGUGUGAUGACUAGUUCCGAGAAAGUUGAGGUGGAGGAGUUUCUUUUCAUUAUAAAUAGUUGUCAUGAGCUCCCUAAGUUUGCGAGUCUGUUAACAUCAGAUUUAGAUCUUUUCAUCAAAAUUAUCAGAGACGACUUAGGCAUGAAUCGCUUCAGAAGAAUCUUCGGGAUAUCAGAUGAUGUCAAUACAAUUUUUUUCUACCCAAUCAUGAUGAAGUUCACUGAGAUUAUGACUCACGAAAGCGGCUAUGAUUUUGCGUCACACGUUCUAAGUGUUUGCAACAUACAUCACAAGAAACUAUUUUGUUCUAUCACAUUCCGUCAUGCGUUGGUCUUAGCGCGUGAUGACAAGGGUUGCAUCAUACUUAAGAAAGUCAUAACAAUAGCCGAUGAUUUCUACAAAGAUGAAUUUCUUGACCUAAUUACAGAUAAAGUUUACAAGCUGAGCAUGGACGAUUUAGGAAUCUCCCUUAUCGAACAUGUGCUUAAACUCGAUUUUACACGCAAAACCACAGAAAACGACAUGCGGUUGCACGUGUUAAUGGCUGAGUUUGAUGAGAAUCUCUCAACAUCAUCUUAUGAUCACCUCCACAAGCUUGUCGAGAAGCUAACGUCAGACCCUGAUCUAUUUGUCAAGUUCGUCAAGACAAGACGAGGCACGCUCAUGUUUCACAUAAUCCUAGGAAAAUCUGAAGAAACCGACACAGUUGUUUGGGCAGCAAUCAAGCAAAGGUUCACCGAUAUUACAACCGAUUUUCAAGGUGGUUUCAUCCUAUUACGAACCAUGUACGUUUUCAAGAAAAGAGGAAAUUUGAAAGUGUAUGAUAAAAUCCUACGCCAAAUAGGACUCCACGCUCUCUACCUAACCAAAGAUAUUGAUAUGGGAAACACCGUGAUACAACACGUGCUUAAUCUCUUCAACUACGAGUGUACGACAUUGAUCGCGAUUGGGCUUCAUUACCACUACAUUGAGCUUUCGUUUCUGAAACAUGGAAGCCAAGUUGUGGAGAAGCUUCUCGGUGGCGACGACAAGACGGUGUUGUUUUCUCUGCUUUUUAUCGUCAUAGAGAUUCUUAAGUGUGACAAAGAUACGUUGGUGAGAUUGGCGAAGGACGAAUACGGGAAUGGAGUCUUGAGGAAGACUUUGGAAAUUGCAAAACUUCAUAGGAAUGAUUUGUUUGGCGAUCUUGUUGAGAAGUUGAAGCCGUUUCUUGAUAGGUUGCGUGGGUCGUCUCUCGGAAAUAACAUUGCAGCUAUCAUCGACCCAGCGAUAGAAACAGUUAAGAAUCAGAUUGUUUCAGAGGGAAAUGCUUAAUUAGUGUUUUGUCAUGCAUGGCUUUUAGAUGUGAUUUUAUUUUAGAUUUUGUGCUUUUAUGUUCUGAGAUGGGUGUAAAAGGAUUGCUUGGCAGUCUACAUCAUAUAUGAAUUUUGGUUGUGUGA
Brassica napus (rape) is the source of this 4325-nucleotide messenger RNA. RefSeq names its product putative pumilio homolog 22. NCBI's taxonomy places the organism in Eukaryota, Viridiplantae, Streptophyta, Magnoliopsida, Brassicales, Brassicaceae. The transcript has a single exon. Gene Ontology annotation, biological process: post-transcriptional regulation of gene expression. Gene Ontology annotation, molecular function: mRNA binding. Bases 2836 to 4200 code for a protein of 454 amino acids. The record is from RefSeq and is a predicted model, not a curated record. Gene Ontology annotation, cellular component: cytoplasm.